Molecule: messenger RNA, 1953 nt
Organism: Neogale vison (American mink)
Lineage: Eukaryota; Metazoa; Chordata; Mammalia; Carnivora; Mustelidae
Product: neurofilament light polypeptide-like
Biological process (GO): neurofilament bundle assembly
Cellular component (GO): axon; postsynaptic intermediate filament cytoskeleton; intermediate filament
Molecular function (GO): structural constituent of postsynaptic intermediate filament cytoskeleton
Source: RefSeq, a predicted model, not a curated record
AAACUUUUUGAAAAGGAUGUCGAAAGGUAAUCUCCUAAAGCCCAUGACUUGGUUGCACUGGUAUUACCUGCAAAUUGUAGUACAUUUAAUGCUGUCCCUCAUAAAAAGACACAUCCGACACAGCCAUCCACCUUCCCCUCUCCUUCUCUCCCUCGUUCUUCUCUCUCUGUAGGCCCCCAUCUCUGCCGCGAGCCAGAGGGGCUCGGACCGCCACCAUGAGUUCGUUCAGCUACGAUGAUCCGUACUACUCGACCUCCUACAAGCGGCGCUAAGUGGAGACGCCCCAGAUGCACAUCUCCAGCGUGCGCAGCGGCUACAGCACCGCGCGCUCUGCUUACUCCAGCUACUCCGCGCCGGUCUCCUCCUCCCUGUCUGUGCGCCGAAGCUACUCCUCCAGCUCCAGCUCCUUGAUGCCCAGUCUCGAGAACCUCGACCUGAGCCAGGUAGCAGCCAUCAGCAACGACCUUAAGUCCAUCCGCACCCAGGAGAAGGCGCAGCUGCAGGACCUCAACGACCGCUUCGCCAGCUUCAUUGAGCGCGUGCACGAGCUGCAGCAGCAGAACAAGGUGCUGGAAGCCGAGCUGCUGAUGCUGCGCCAGAAGCACUCCGAGCCCUCGCGUUUCCGGGCGCUGUACGAGCAGGAGAUCCGCGACCUGCGCCUGGCGGCGGAAGACGCCACCGACGAGAAGCAGGGGCUCCAGGGCAAGCGCGAAGGGCUGGAGGAGACUUUGCGCAACCUGCAGGCGCGCUAUGAAGAGGAGGUGCUGAGCCGCGAGGACGCCGAGGUCCGCCUGAUGGAGGCGCGCAAAGGAGCGGACGAGGCCGGUCUUGCCCGCGCCAAGCUCGAAAAACGCAUCGACAGCCUGAUGGACGAAAUCGCCUUUCUGAAGAAAGUGCACGAAGAGGAGAUCGCCGAGCUGCAGGCUCAGAUCCAGUACGCUCAGAUCGCCGUGGAGAUGGACGUGUCCUCCAAGCCCGACCUCUCCGCCGCGCUCAAGGACAUCCGUGCUCAGUACGAGAAGCUGGCUGCCAAGAACAUGCAGAACGCUGAAGAGUGGUUGAAGAGCCGCUUCACCGUGCUGACCGAGAGCGCCGCCAAGAACACCGACGCGGUGCGCGCCGCCAAGGACGAGGUGUCCCAGAGCCGCCACCUGCUCAAGGCCAAGACCCUGGAGAUCGAAGCAUGCUGGAGCAUGUACGAAGCGCUGGAGAAGCAGUUGCAGGAGCUGGAGGACAAGCAGAACACCGAUAUCAGUGCUAUACAGGACACAAUCAACAAAUUAGAAAAUGAAUUGAGAACCACAAAGAGUGAAAUGGCAAGAUACCUUAAAGAAUACCAAGACCUCCUCAACGUGAAGAUGGCUUUGGACAUUGAGAUUGCAGCUUAUAGGAAACUCAUGGAAGGUGAGGAGACCCGACUCAGUUUCACCAGCGUUGGAAGCAUAACCAGAGGCUACUCCCAGAGCUCUCAGGUCUUUGGCCGAUCUGCCUAUGGUGGGUUACAGACCAGCUCCUACUUGAUGUCUACCCGCUCCUUCCCCUCUUACUACACCAGUCAUGUCCAGGAGGAGCAGAUCGAGGUGGAGGAGACCAUCGAGGCUGCGAAGGCCGAGGAAGCCAAGGACGAACCCCCCUCUGAAGGAGAAGCCGAGGAGGAGGAGAAGGAGAAGGCUGCUGAAGAGGAAGGAGCUGAAGAGGAAGAAGCUGCCAAGGAAGAAUCCGAAGAGGCAAAGGAGGAAGAGGAAGGAGGUGAAGGAGAAGAAGGAGAAGAAACCAAAGAAGCCGAGGAGGAGGAGAAAAAAGACGAAGGUGCUGGGGAGGAGCAAGCGACUAAAAAGAAAGAUUGAGCCCCUCUGUCCUUAAGCCUUCCAGGAAGAAUUCUCCCGAAAUCAGGUCAACCCCAUCACCAACCAACCAGAUGAGUUGCAGAUACUAUAUGAAUUAAGAAGUCAA